This is a messenger RNA of Phlebotomus argentipes, 566 nucleotides long. RefSeq lists its product as uncharacterized. The record is from RefSeq and is a predicted model, not a curated record. Lineage: Eukaryota; Metazoa; Arthropoda; Insecta; Diptera; Psychodidae. Gene Ontology annotation, cellular component: cytoplasm. Bases 157 to 495 code for a protein of 112 amino acids. The transcript is spliced from 3 exons. Gene Ontology annotation, biological process: cellular response to oxidative stress. Gene Ontology annotation, molecular function: glutathione disulfide oxidoreductase activity.
CUUCAGUGAGACCUCAUCUGAACAACUGUAAGUGAUAUUUUAUCGACAAAAAAGCCACUUCCAGUAGUGAUUUGUGGUUUUCCGCGAUUUUUUAUCUCGCCUUUCCAGAACGUAACCUCACUUUUCUUGUUGUUGAGCUGCGCAGAGAUUUUACAAAUGGGGAAUCUUUUCAGUAGCAGAGCACCUGUAGACAUGAGUGGACCUGUGGCACAGUUCGUUCGAGACACCAUCGCCAGCGACAAGGUGGUGAUCUUCUCCAAGACGUACUGCCCGUACUGCCAGAUGGCCAAGGAGCAAUUCCGGAAGCUCGCGCAGGACUUCACAUCCAUCGAAUUGGAGACCAGGGAUGAUGGCGCAGAGAUUCAGGAUGUGCUGGGCGAGAUAACAGGUGCCCGAACGGUGCCCAGAGUGUUCGUGAACGGACAGUUCAUCGGCGGCGGAACGGACGUGAAGAAGAUGGCAAGCAACGGAAGUCUUCAGCAAAUGCUAGCGUGAUUCAUCCUCGCGAAUUUCCCCGAAAUACUCUCUGUCUCUUUUCCGCGGAUAUAAAUAAACACGUCAGCUGA